Molecule: messenger RNA, 863 nt
Organism: Ilex paraguariensis (yerba mate)
Lineage: Eukaryota; Viridiplantae; Streptophyta; Magnoliopsida; Aquifoliales; Aquifoliaceae
Source: the annotation of a GenBank genome assembly
GCGUUGAUAACGUCCUAACCUUCACUGAGCUUGAUACUGCGAUCUAUCAGCUCCCACAACUUGUCCCUGCUUUCUUGUACAAAUUUUGGAACCACAGAAACCUUGGUUGGGGAGAUGAGGCCUCACUGCAGAGGGCAUUGAAUAUGGUUCACAAGAGUACUCAUGACAAUGUUGCUGUGCUCUUCUAUGCGUCUUGGUGCCCAUUCUCUGGGACUUUCAAACCAAGCUUCUCCAUCAUGUCUUCCUUGUAUCCUUCCAUCCCCCAUUUGACAGUUGAAGAAUCAGUCAUAAGACCGAGCAUUCUAUCAAAAUACGGAGUCCAUGGGUUUCCUACACUUUUCCUUUUAAAUUCUACUAUGCGUGUGCGCUACCAUGGCUCCCGAAGCCUUGGCUCUCUCAUCGCGUUCUAUGGUGAUGUUACUGGUAUUGACACGGCAUCGGUGGAUGGAACAUCCCUUGAUCAAAUUGGACAUUCAUCGGAUCAUGAUAAACAUGAUGAUAGUGAGCAGGAAACCUGUCCAUUCUCGUGGGCUAGAUCUCCCGAGAAUUUACUUCGGCAGGAGACAUAUUUGAUCUUGGCAACCAUAUUUGUAUUGCUGAGGCUGUUUUAUUUCAUUUUCCCUUCGCUUCAUAUAUUUACUCAAUUUGCUUGGAGAAGGUACAGUGUGUAUGUAAGCUUGAGGAGCUUGUGGGAGCAUCCUCAGGCCUACCUGAAUCGAGCAAUACAGCUAUUCAAUUCCCUAAAGGAGCCUUGCAAGAGAAGCAAUUUACAGGAAGGGGCCAAGAACGCAAAGGCAUGGGCUUCCAAGUCUUUAGCUUCAGUUUCAUUUGGGGAUGCGAGCACCAGCCCUGUUGUUCCAUAG